Molecule: messenger RNA, 2680 nt
Organism: Amoebophrya sp. A120
Lineage: Eukaryota; Dinophyceae; Syndiniales; Amoebophryaceae
Source: the annotation of a GenBank genome assembly
GAACAAUUUACUUGUUUUGUCAAGUUCAGGAAGCACUUUCUUUGUGCCAUGCUGGAGUUCCUUGCUAGCUUGUAGCAGGCACCAUAAAGGUAAAAUCAUGAGUUCCAUUUUCCACCUGACCCUCGUUGCUUCGGCCUCUGUGGUAGUGGGAGUACAGGAGCUCGCCCUGGAUGCUAAAGACGUCGCCUCUCCCGCACCCGCUCUGCCGCCGCCAAAAUGCUGGCAAGGUCGACCUUUCCCCUACGAUUCCGCGGAUAAUGUACAAUUUCAAAAACAAAACGUGAAAACCCUUCUCCCCUACCAACGACUACAAGAAGAUUUGACUCUUCUUUCCGAAACCAACCAGUUUCUCCUCCCCUCCGAAUUUUCCUGGCGCGAAGUGGAGUGGAGCCACGUUUUGAAGACCAGUACAAGGGAAAAGCAUGACACACUCCAGGGGAAAGAGGAAAAAGCGGGUGAAAGAGCGAACAUCGAGGAGAUGAAAGAGCAGAAUCAGGAAAACGCGGAAGACGCUGCGAAAGCGGAAGCAGCAGCAGCAGCGGGUAGUUCUAAUGGGGACGGUGGGAGUGGUCCACAGAAUAACAAGAAUUUGUUGCUCAAGGCAAAAGCCGCCACGGCAGCUUCGACGACCUCCGCAUCAGCACUACUACAGGAGGAGCUCUUGUUCCAAAACGGGGAAAACGAUAACCGGGUCGACAAUUUCAACCGUUUCGACAAGAUUCUCCCCCGCGUCGUCGGAAACAUCACGAAACACGUGGAGCACUACCUCGCACCGGCGAAGUUCAGCCAAAAAAUCUCCAUGCUGACCCCGAUUUGGAACCAGCACAUCCCGCGGUAUUGCGGCGCUUGCUGGCUGCACGCGGGCAUUGCGGUGAUGAAUGACCGCUUGAAAAUCGCAAGGAAGGGCGUUGGCGAGGACAUUAUUCUCAGUAGACAGGUGGUUUUGAACUGUGGCAAGGAGACCGCGGGGAGCUGCCAGGGCGGGUCGGACGUGACGCUGUUUGAUUAUGUGAUGAAAAACGGGAUUCCGGACGAAAGCUGUCAAGUGUACGAAGCGAGGGACUAUGAGUGCUCGGAUUUCAGGACGUGCAUGAACUGCGAUCCAAGCGUGGCGGGGAGGAACGGUAUCAUGUGCACUUGAUAGCUGCGGUCGUUUGCUUGGGACUGUUUGUCAGUCGCACUUGUACACCGGCACAGUUGUGCAAGUAGUAACUCCACCAACGCAUGAACAAAGCAUAUGACAAUUUUCCUCAAAACUUUCUCCAAAGGUAUCGUCAGUGACACGGGUUGCUACGCAGUCAGAAGAUUCGGGAAGUAUUUUGUGGAAGAGUACGGCUUGCUGGACGUGAACCAGAUCAAGAAGGAGUUAGAACAGCUUCCUAGCAAUUCAGCAACCCAAACACACAUCCAAUCCUCUAUCGCCACCGUCCCCUCCACCUUGUUCCAAACCGUCCGACAAACUCCCAUUCCACCAACCCACCUGGAGAUGAUCCAUAGGAUGAAGGCGGAGAUCUUCCUCCGCGGCCCAGUCACCUGCUCGGUCGACUCCGAUGUGAUGCUGAAAUUCCCCAGAGGGCAUGUGCUCCUAGCGCAGGAAAACCGAGACUGGGAAUUUGACCACUUGAUCGGGGUCGUAGGCUGGGGGAUGGUGAAUAAAGUCCCCACCUGGCCGAUUGCAAAGCAGGUGCAGAGUGGUGCUUUGCCGUUCUGGUUGGUCAGAAACUCCUGGGGGACGGCGUGGGGGGAUAACGGUAUAAGAAAAAAAUUCGGCUUAUUUCUCAUGCGUGUUAGAAUUGUUCUCGUGGUGCUGGUGCAUCAUGAUAUGCAUGACGCAAACCCGCAUAGUGCUCGUGUUUUGCAUAAGAGACUGAUUCAACUGCAAUUUUUCCACAAUGAUAAUUAUCAGGUUGGAUCCGCGUUGCAAUGGGCGCCAACGUUACCGGCAUCGAGUCGCAGUGUUCCUGGGUGGUCAUGAAUCCGGAACCGAAAGUGGAAAAUUACGGACCGGUGGAAAGUCCGAAUCACGCGUUUUUGUCGACGACGGAGCUAGACGUGGAUGCGGACGCGGUCUUGAGCAGUCCGAAUGCGGCACAGCAGAGGGAAAGGAGAAGUGGAUUGAACGAAAUUGACCCGGUGGAGCCGACGUAUUUGUUUCAGUAAAAGCUUCUUGCUUUGAUACGACGUGACCGUGAGAGUGACGAAUGUGAAGACUGCACACAGCUGCUGGGGUGAAGUGUCUUUAUUGAUGUGUAAACAAAACUACUUACUUUUACUUUACCCGCCCUGCCUUGUAUGUUGCAAAGAAGCGUCACAAAGUCCGCACAAUUAUCGCUGUUUCUAGGUUGGUUUCGAACACGAUGAACAACACAGAUGCUAUUAUAGAUACGUACCGGUACCGCUAUCAUGAUUUCUUCGUUGAAUAAUAGACUCGAAAACAACAGAAAUUUUGCAUUGUCCUGCAUUCGUGCAGUCGACACACCAAAACGAGUGGCCUAGGGAUAAACAAAGGUUGACAUAUUUUUUCAAACUAGAUGUAGAAAUGGACAGGACAACUGUACGUAGCAUGUUAUCCGGACAAGGAAUGCACAGAUUCUGAAACAGUAAAAAGUAAACAGACCGAAUUAGUACACCAUGACAAUCUACGGACAUCAAAACACGACCGGGGGGACAGUACCAUUAU